GCACAUGCUUGGGACCCUGAUGUGUAUAAGUAUUUUAAGGGUCAAUUUUUUUAACAAAAUGUGGUUAGUUCUAUUUGUCUUUGUCCAUUUAUUUCCUACAAAGGGUUGGGGGUUCAAUUCUUUGCCCCAUAAAUUUUAAUGCUUUUCCAUGAUAAAUAAUUGAAGGGCCCAAAAAAGCCAGGCACGACCCUGCUGAUAAUGAGCUAGAAAACCGAAAGAAGUCUCUUACAAAAGGUUCAUCUCCGCUGGCAGUGGAGGAUACAGUCAUCGUCCAGUUGAUUGAGAUGCUAGAUAUUAGUAACCACCUAGCCAAGACUUUCAGGCACGCACGCGACCGUUUUCGAGCGACCGGGGAAAUUGAAUUCAGUAUCACAUUGGUCAGCCAACCAAAUAGAGGUCGUCAAUAUGAUCUUCCUACAGCGAGUGAGAUUGGUGGACUAAUAAUUGGUGAUUUGUCUGCGACCUCGGUAGGAAGAGAUAUUGUGGUUGAGCUCAAAUCAUCUGCGCUACAAAGAAUAGGUGAUCUACACCUGUUACUGAUGAGUCUUCAGUAUCCAUCAUUGUUUCCAUAAGGAGAAACGGGUUACCAUGAGCGACUGCCAUAUGAGGGGCCUGAAGCAUCCACUGUGAGAAGAGAAUACAUGACGAUGCGAGAGUUCUAUGCUUACCAGCUACAAACUAGGCCUUCAGAAGGAAUGACAAUUAUUAAGGGUGGAUGAUUGCUGCACCAGUACAUUGUUGACGCGUACGUGGCUGUAGAGACGGAGCGUCUGCGAUUUAUUAGUCUAAAUCAGAAAAAACAGCGAACAGACCUGUAUAACAAUGUAUGUGACGCCGUUGAAACCGGCGAUGUGGAUGCUACACAAAUUGGUAAGAAGAUCAUCCUCCCUUCAUCCUUCACCGCCGGACCCCGGUACAUGUCUGAAAAGUAUCAGGACGCAAUGGCUAUAUGCCGUUGGUAUGGGAAUCCUCAUCUCUUUAUCACCGUCACCGCGAACCCUAAUUGGGUGGAACUCAGUAAUCAUCUUGAUGCGUAUGGAGGUGAUUCCGCUAAUAGCCGACCUGACCUUGAAUGUCGAAUCUUCAAAAUAAAGCUUGAUGAGAUGAUGGCAGACUUCAAAAAGGGAAAAUUCUUCCCUAAGCUAGACACAGGUAAAAAUCUUAUUAUCUAAUAUUAUUUUUCAUUAUGUUACCCACCCAUAAAAGAAUGUUAUUAUUUUAUUAUGAUUCAACUCACAUUUGCAUUAUUCAAAGUAAGUUUUAAAAUAAUACAAUUUACUAUAUUAUAAAAUACUAAGGAUUCCAAAAGUUAGUUUGAGUGCUGAGACAUCACGGAGCUAUGUAUAUAUAUAGAUAUAUAUAUAAAUAUAAUUCAACAAACAUUUUAGAUUUGUAUAACCAUAAAGUUUAAGACCACAACAUAAAGCGGAAAUAAUAGUCAAAAUAAUACAAUUUCUCAAAAAAAUUAACAGAAAAUAUAAGAAAAUAUCAAAACUAUAAAAUACUAAGAUGCUAAAUUAAAUACAUAUAAUUCGGUUUGAAAAGUUUGAAUCACUCAAACACAAUUCCAAUGGAAAUCUACAAUAAUAUAUUUUAUUCAUCACACUAUUAAUAUAUUUGAUGGAAAAUAAUAGGAGUAAAAUUCGAAUGUCAGGCAACUUCAUCUCUAUUGCUAAUUUUCCCCCAAACCUCGAUAUUUAGAUGCAUAUAGAAUUCGAUAAAUUUUUCCGUCUACGGGUUGUUAACUUUGUUAUAUCUUUGGCUACAUAUUUUGAUAGUAAUUAAUGAUAUUGGAAUGAUUUUCGAUCUAUGUUAUCAUCUAAUAUAUCUCUUUCAUCAUUAUUGUAGCUGUCUACACCAUUGAGUUUCAGAAACGAGGUCUGCCCCAUGUCCAUAUAUUACUAUGGUUGAAAGGAAUAAAGAAGGAAGUAACCGCUUCGAUGAUUGAUGAAUAUAUCUCAGCUGAGUUUCCCGAUAGAGAAGUUGAUAAAGAGGGGUUUGAACUGGUAGAGCGGCAUAUGAUUCAUGGCCCGUGUGGUAAAAUGCGACCCAAGUCGCCAUGCAUGGAAAAAGGAGAGUGUACUAAGAGUUUUCCUAAACCUUCUUCGGAUCAAACAAGAAUUGAAAAAUAUGGAUUUGUUGUUUAUAGAAGGAGAGCUGGUACUGGAGAUUUUGUAGUCAAGGGCGAUAUCGAGCUGGAUAAUCGUUUCGUUGUGCCUCAUAAUCUUAGCCUGCUGAAAAAAUACCAAGCCCACAUCAACUUUGAAUGGUGUUGCAGAACCAGCGCAAUAAAAUAUAUUUUCAAAUACAUAACGAAAGGCGUUGAUAGAGCAACUGUCCUUAUACACAAGAAUGAGCCGGACACGACUAACGAGAUCAACAACUUUCUCUAGUGUCGGUACAUAUCAGCUUGCGAAGGUUCAUGGAGAUUGUUCGCUUUUCCUAUACACUAUAACCAGCCCAAUGUUGUGAAGCUUCCCGUACAUCUACCAGGUCAGCAUGUGAUGGUGUUUGACGAAACUGCUGACUUAUCAAAGGUGGUCUACCGAGAAAAUAUUGAUAAGUCAAUGUUAACAGCGUUCUUUGAGGCAUGCGACACGUAUGAAGAAGCUAGGGAGCUGACAUAUGUUGAAUUUCCUUCAAGGUUUGUCUACCAUUCAAGCGACAGGAUAUGGACACCAAGACUGCAAGGGGAAGCUAUUGGGAGAGUCGUGUAUGUCAGUCCAGCGUCUGGUGAUAGAUACUUCUUAAGGAUGUUGCUAAAUGUUGUUAGAGGUCCUAGAGGGUAUGACGUGUUAUACACAGUAGGGGAUGUGGUGUAUAAGAAAUUCAAAGAAGCGUGCUAUGCACGAGGAUUACUUGAUGAUGAUAAAGAGUGGCAUGAAGCAAUAGAGGAGCCAUCUUCAUGGGCAAUCGGUCGGCAGCUGAGAAGGCUGUUUGUGCUUAUCUUGGUUUAUUGUCAAGUCGUAGACCCACUCAAGCUUUGGGAGCAUACUUGGAUGUUUCUAGCAUAGGACAUACUGUACAUGAAACGAAAGGAGUUUCGAUUUCCAGGUCUCGAAUUACAAGAUGAGCAGUUAAAGCAGUAUACACUGCUCGAGGUUGAAAAACACUUAAAAGAGCAUAACCAGUCUCUAGCAGACUAUGUUGAUAUGCCUCAGCCAAAGAAUUCAAUACUAUCAGAGAUAAACAACCAAGUUUUGCGGCAGGAACUGAUGUAUGACGUUGAAAAGGAGAAGGAGACACAUAGAGUAUUGUUUUCGGCGAUGAAUAUUGAUCAGCAGAAAGUAUAUGAUGCUGUUCUGAAGUCAGUAGACGAACGGUUGGGACAAUUAAUUUUUGUCUCAGGUGCAGGAGGCACAGGAAAGACAUACCUAUACAGAACUAUUAUCGCAAGGCUUAGGUCAGUUGGCAAAGUAGUUAUACCGGUUGCUACAUCUGGCAUCGCAGCACUGCUGCUCCCAGGAGGAAGGACAGCGCACUCUCGGUUGAAAUUACCUCUGAAUCUAGAUGAUCGUUCAAUGUGUGAAAUUCACAAAGGGUCAAGUUUAGCCGCAUUGAUAUCUAAGGCGGACCUAAUAAUAUGGGACGAAGCUCCGAUGGCACACCGACACGCUUUUGAAACCCUGGAUCGUUCCUUCAGAGAUUUGUUAUCGCAUGAGAAUCCAGAAGCUGGCACACAGCCCUUUGGUGGCAAGACGGUGCUUCUCGGCGGGGAUUUCCGGCAGAUUUUGCCAUUUAUUCCACAUGGAAAAAGGCCAGACACUGUUCUCGCAUCCAUUAGCAAAUCAUAUCUAUGGAAAAUGGCACGCGUAUUCACCUUAUCUAUCAACAUGCGGCUGCGGCAAGAGGACAAGGACUUCGCAAAAUGGAUACUACAAGUCGGAGAUGGGGAAGCUGACGCUUUGACGUCGAAUAAACCAAAACACGAGGAAGGGAAUCAGAUUAUUGUGGACAAAAGGUUCUUGAUCUCUCGCUCUGAGCCACCACACGAAGCUUUGGCGCAUUCUGCUUAUCCGAACUUUCUCCAUAACUACCGGGAUAAGGAUUACCUAAAAGAGAGAGCCGUGCUGACACCUACCAAUAAUACCGUACAUGAGGUGAACGCCUAUCUCCUCUCCAAGAUCCCAUCACAGGCUAGAGAGUAUUUGAGUUCUGAUUCUGUUGAGCUAGAAGCUACGCCAGACGAUGAUUGGACCACCCACUACCCGCCAGAGUACCUCAAUUCACUAGAGUUUUCGGGCCUGCCUAACCACAGAUUGUGCCUCAAAGUUGGUGCUCCGGUGAUGAUGCUGCGCAAUCUUAACCAGGAUCAAGGUUUGUGCAAUGGUACAAGAAUGGUGGUUACUCGCCCAGGUAACAGGGUUGUUAAGGCGAGAAUCAUGACUGGGACAGAUGUCAGAGAAGAAGUUUUGAUCCCUAGAAUACGACUUAGUCCCACUGAUACCAUGCAUCCCUUCACCUUUAAUCGAAGACAAUUCCCGAUCAGACUGUGCUAUGCCAUGACAAUCAACAAGGGCCAGGGCCAAAGCCUGAACCAAGUUGCUUUAUAUCUUCCUCGCCCUGUUUUUACUCAUGGGCAGUUGUACGUUGCCAUGUCUCGAGUAACAACUCCGAAUGGGCUUAAGAUUUUAGACGAGACUUCCGAUAUGGACGGUGAAGAUGGAGUUACUAAUAUUGUAUAG
Messenger RNA from Brassica napus (rape), 4685 nucleotides. Its product is annotated as ATP-dependent DNA helicase PIF1-like. Lineage: Eukaryota; Viridiplantae; Streptophyta; Magnoliopsida; Brassicales; Brassicaceae. Bases 3027 to 4685 code for a protein of 552 amino acids. Gene Ontology annotation, biological process: DNA repair; telomere maintenance. The record is from RefSeq and is a predicted model, not a curated record. The transcript has a single exon. Gene Ontology annotation, molecular function: DNA helicase activity.